Molecule: messenger RNA, 1161 nt
Organism: Culex pipiens pallens (northern house mosquito)
Lineage: Eukaryota; Metazoa; Arthropoda; Insecta; Diptera; Culicidae
Exons: 3
Coding region: 103-480 (125 amino acids)
Source: RefSeq, a predicted model, not a curated record
AACAUUUUUAUUCAAUAAUAAAAACGGCAAAAAAUAUUAAGGAUCACAAAACGAACACACCAUGACACCUAAACUGGGCGACGCUCCCCUAACGAACGCACCAUGACACCUAAACUGGGCGACGCUCCCCUAACGAACGCACCAUGGCGAGCUGUCAUUUGUUUUCAAUCGCGCGCGUGUUCGAUCAUGUUUGUGUCGAUCGUGUUUGGCCGCUGUUUAAUCGAAAAAGUGUUAGUGAAAUCGCGUGUGUUCGUGAAAAAGGCAACAUCCGGCGUUUGUCCAACACGGUCUUGGACAAAUUUGCCGGGUGACCGAACCGGAACGGCUCUGGGAUGGCGGAACUUUUUCAUAUUUGGGGACUUCUUCUACCAGACCCGGCGCCUGCUGCGGACACUUCCGGCCGGAUUUGUUCAGGAUGGUCGUUUCGUCUGGAGGCGAAAAUCGUUAGGGGCCUAUUCCAAUGAGGAUUGUUCUUCAUAAAUACGCGAGAGUUCAUCCCAAGUACGAAGCAGUAGUUCCGGCACCGGCUACAAACAUUUCGAACAACGUCAGAAAGUUCGGAUUGAAGCAGAAUAUUAAAAGAAAACGACGCGGAAAAAAAGUACUAUUUUUUUUAAAUCUACGAAAAAAACUAUAAAAAUACAAUAAAACUUACCAUAUUGACCAUUAAUUUUAAUGUAUAAAUAUAUGUUUUACAGUACAAUUUAGUGGAGAAAAAAUAAAAUAAAUAAAAUUAAAAUACAAUAAAACUUACUGUAGUUAUUAUUUAUUUCAAUGUACGAAUAUAGUUUAAACCGUACUAUUUAGUAUGGAAAAAUCCAUGAAGAACUGUGAAUUUACUGUGCAAACCAUUGUAAUGGUUACUGUUUUUAUUAUAAAUGUAUUAUGUUUUCUAUAGUCAGGGUAAUUUUUUGGACGGAAAAGGCAUCAAUGAAAAUACGGUAGAAUGUAUAGUAUUUGGUUUUUUUUUGUAUAGGGAAAAGUCGAAAUUUUUAUGGUGACUGUGCCUAACAAUACCCCUUUUUUAUAAUAAAUUCCCAAAAUAAGAUAUAUUCUAUGGUGAAAAAACAUAACGGCUACUGUAGAAUCAUGGUAAAAAUAACCAUAGAAUUUAUCGUGUGAUAACCAUAACAUCUACUGUAGGUUUAUAGUAAAACUUUA